Messenger RNA from Penicillium manginii, 210 nucleotides. RefSeq lists its product as uncharacterized. The transcript is spliced from 2 exons. The record is from RefSeq and is a predicted model, not a curated record. Bases 1 to 210 code for a protein of 69 amino acids. Lineage: Eukaryota; Fungi; Ascomycota; Eurotiomycetes; Eurotiales; Aspergillaceae.
AUGUGGAAACCAUAUGCCCAUAGUGCGAAUGCAGGUGUGCGUGAAUGCGCAAACCCAAGUCGCUCAGGUCUUGCCGAUCAGAAGGCUAUCAACGGUGGCGAUUAUUCCGCACCGUGCGACCGCUUCUGCGCGAGCGAUCGUGAAACGGUCGGCAUUGGCUGUCUUUUCCUGUGUGUGUCUCUGCCACUCGAGCGCCUCCUCCGUCCCUAG